This is a messenger RNA of Cloeon dipterum, 1002 nucleotides long. RefSeq lists its product as uncharacterized. Lineage: Eukaryota; Metazoa; Arthropoda; Insecta; Ephemeroptera; Baetidae. The record is from RefSeq and is a predicted model, not a curated record. Bases 136 to 978 code for a protein of 280 amino acids. The transcript has 4 exons.
AAGCACAAUGGAGAGAGCGCAAAGAGCAGCAGGGAAAACCCUUCUUGAUAUUUUACAACACUCGCCCAGCUCCAGCAGCGUCGUUCGAACGGUGUUAUCUGUGUUAUCUCGUGCGAAGAGCCAAACGCGACAGACAUGCGGACGGCGCUAAUAGGAUUUGUGAUAAUAUGUCUGCACGCCACAGCUACUGCAGCGGACAACGCAACCGAGGGCACAUCUAGAGAAGACAAAGUGAUGAAGGCGCCAUUUCCCCAGGGAAUGUACAACCAUCAAAACCCAAACCUCAACAGGGACAGGGGAGAAGUGAGCGAGACCGACCUGUACCUGCUGGGUGCCAUUGAGAAAUUGACAUACAGACUGGACUUCAUCGAAAAACGCCUGCGUCGCACUGAAGACUUGCUAUAUCACGUGAUGUCAGGACAAAACACGGCCCACAAACAACCAGGUGAAAAGGCGGAUCCGUGUCCGGCCAACUUCACCAGGGCGGCUGGGGGAUGCUACUACUUCAGUGCAGACCCCCUGCCAGGAUUUACGAGAGGGAGUGCCAUGGUCAACUGGAAGGCAGCGUCCGCAGCUUGCAAGGCGCUGGGACAGGGGGCCGGGCUGAUCGAGUUGCAGUCGGUUGAGGAGACGCAGGAUAUUGUCACACAUUUGAAGAGUGACCAAAAAUUGAGAGACAAAAGCUACUGGACAGGCGGUUUGAACCCUGGGCUUCUGUGGAUUUGGGCGGAAAGUGGGCGUCCUGUGUCAGCGAACGGUGGUCACAAGAAAGGAAACAACAAGAAACAAGAAAUCCGAGGCAAUGGCAGGUGUCUGAUCAUAGGCUAUGUUCCCGCUAACCGAGGAUACAACCUGCUCGGUUCGGACUGUUCGAUGGAGCAGCACUUCAUUUGUGAGGCUGAAGACAACACCACGGAACAAGCACUGGACAGAAUCCAACGGAAUCUAAAAUUGUUUGGGACGGUGACGAGUGAAUAAAUCAAAGACUUCAUUUUAAGCUCA